Molecule: messenger RNA, 1521 nt
Organism: Uloborus diversus
Lineage: Eukaryota; Metazoa; Arthropoda; Arachnida; Araneae; Uloboridae
Product: transcription factor AP-4-like
Exons: 5
Coding region: 114-1391 (425 amino acids)
Biological process (GO): regulation of transcription by RNA polymerase II
Cellular component (GO): nucleus
Molecular function (GO): DNA-binding transcription factor activity, RNA polymerase II-specific; protein dimerization activity; RNA polymerase II cis-regulatory region sequence-specific DNA binding
Source: RefSeq, a predicted model, not a curated record
GGUGUGAGCGAGGCGUUCUGCGGCUUCGGUCCUAGACUUGCGUUCGAAAAAAAAAAAAAAAAACAUUUGCCUGGGAUUCGGUUAACCAUCGCCGAUAACAUAUUUGAUGUGCGAUGGCGUUUUAUCAUCGUAAUGGUGAAAGAAAGCGUGUUCCACAUGAUUUUCGACGACAAGAAGAAGAAGUUGUCGGUAGUUUAUGUAGGUUAGGCAGCCGGCCUGUCUCUCCAAAGAGCUUGUUAGAACAAGAAAAAAGAAUACGACGCGAAAUAGCCAACAGCAAUGAAAGGCGACGGAUGCAAAGCAUUAAUGCGGGUUUCCAGUCACUGCGGACCCUAUUACCUCACAGAGAGGGCGAGAAGCUUAGUAAGGCAGCCAUUCUACAAAACACAGCAGACUAUAUAUACUCACUCGAACAAGAGAAAGCUCGACUUCUGGAACAAAAUUCCCAGUUGAAAAGAAGAGUACUGAAUUCGCAAAAUAAUCAAGACAGCGAUGGAAGUUGCUCAGAUUCUCCGUUACCCAAAAGGAAAAAGAGAGAACAAGUGGAAUUAAUUGAUGAGGGUAUUGGAAGUUCGAGCCCUAGAAGUGAAAAUGGUGGUGAUGAUGUUAAACGUGAGCUUCUUGAACUGAGGCUUUCUCUGGAGCGCGAAAGAGGUUUACGAAUGCACCUUGAAGAUCAAAUUAGGCAAUUUGAAACCCAUCUACUUUCUGACAAACAAUUGGAGACCAAGUUACUUUCUGAUAAACUCAAGGAAGUCAUUCCUCAUGUUCAGUUACAGUACAGUGAGAUAGAGGAUUUAUUAAAGCCCACAACCUCAGUUUUGAGCAUGGUUCUCGAAAGUAGUUUGGAAAGUCCAAGAUCACUUGGUACCAGUCAAGAAAGCCAAUAUGACAUACCUCUAAGAGCAUCCAGCCCAGAAUUGUCUAAUGAAGUAGCUGAAGAUCUUUCUGGUAAAAAUAAUGCUGUGUUACUUCCUUGUGUAAGUGAACUCUCUCUUUCUGAUACUAACACCAUUCCAAGACUUAGUUCACCAUCCAGCCCUGUGAAUGAAGCACCAACUUCCUACACUACAGAUGUUGAUAAUGGUUCACAAAAAUCAACUUACAAAACUAGUACAUCAAAACAAAAUCUUGAAGCAAUAGUUGAAGCAAUACGGCAUGUUGAAGGUGAUCAUAUGUUUCGAGAUGAUCCUUCACCCACAGAUUCCCAUUUGACUCAGUGGAGUGAUGAAGAACAGACAUUAUCAGGAGAGAAAGAUGACAUUGAGGAUCAAAGUUUGCGAACAGUACACCUAAUAUCAAAUGGGGAAUUUUCAUUCCAGCAUCAAAUAAUUAGAAAUGCACCUGUUUCUCAGUCUCGACCAGGAGUUAUUGUGUCCAACCAUUCUUAAUCAUACAUUCCCCGAUCCUGACUAUAAGCAUCAUUCCACCAAAUUCAUCAUUUGAUACUUUCUGCUUAGUGUACUAUACCCAUGACCAUUCUUCAUUACGGUAAGUUCAGUUCCUGGGUGCUCAUGCACU